Oncorhynchus masou masou (cherry salmon) is the source of this 5488-nucleotide messenger RNA. RefSeq lists its product as uncharacterized. The transcript is spliced from 9 exons. NCBI's taxonomy places the organism in Eukaryota, Metazoa, Chordata, Actinopteri, Salmoniformes, Salmonidae. The coding region runs from base 289 to 1935 and encodes 548 amino acids. Gene Ontology annotation, cellular component: cytoplasm. The record is from RefSeq and is a predicted model, not a curated record.
GCCAGUGUUAAUGGCACGAUGGUAGGAAAGGAGAGCUUGGAAUAUAGUAUUUUGUCGGAAACCAGCUUUAAACAGCAUCAGUGCCUCGCUUUGCACUGGAGAGGGCUUGCAGUAGCUCGCGCUGAUGGUCCUAGCCGUGGGAGGUACAUGGAUGGGAUGAUCCACAUGUUGACUAAUGGCUGUUCUGAAAAACAAAAUGUAUUUAGCUAAAGAGAUGAAAUCAAAUGAUACAUCCCAGAAGAUCAUCACAGCGCGGUGACUAGCGCACUCUCCAUUGUGUGCAGCAGAAUGUCUCCAAGGGUGGCGACUCUGCUGUCCGGACUGUGGCUGUUCUUGGUUCUGUCUUGUGCUGCUAGGUCGAUGUGGCAAGCCUGUGACAAUGGGAAGCUCUUGCUGGGGAGAGACCUGCCCCUGUCAGUUGUAUGGAGCUGUCCUGUGAUUUCCUGGCCAGAGUCCACGACCCAGAAGAUUCCUAGCAUUGAGACAGAGUAUCCCCCACAGCCGAUUGAGCACAUCUGCAUGGACACACCCAUCACCUACAAUCACACUAUCCCCAACAGUGGCGCUCACUGGACUGUAGGGGCAGAGAGUGGAGAGUACCUGUACUGCCCCCCUCAACGCUGGCUCAACAACCUGCAGCAUGGAGCAACAGUGUUGCUGUACCAUCCGUGUGCUCCUGUUCGUCAGCGUGACCUGCUGUCUGUCCUGGGCCACUGCUGUCUGUCUGACUACAUCAUAACGCCACACCCUGACCUCAGCAAACACAGACCGUUAGCGCUGGUGUCCUGGGGUCGCACUCUGGAGCUGUCCCAGGUGACCACUCCGGAGGUCUGUGAUUGGCUGCAGUUGACAGCGGCACAUGGUAACAGUGGCGAUGUGGGUCCAAACAGGAAGUAUAACUUGCUGUUGACCCAUCCUGCGGAUCACAAACACGCAUACCCAAAGAAGUCUCGGAAGCAGUGCUGUGAGGAGACCCUCGCUCUGCUGCUGGAUGGACGGUUGGAGGUGACAGACUGGAGGAGAGGGAGGGUCCGCAAGAGCCGAGCUGCACUCGGGAACGAUGGGAGGGAGAAAGAGAGCCGGACCACCGUGUUGCCGCCUCUAGCAGUCACCAAGACCAACAGGACUACCCUGGACAGACCAGAAGCACAGGGCCCAGCAAUAGUGAGGGCUACACAGAGAGAUACGGACCCUCUAGCAGUCACCAAGACCAACAGGACUACCCUGAACAGACCUGAAGCACAGGGCCCAGCCAUAGUGAGGGCUACACAGAGAGAUACGUACCAAGGACUCAAAGUGACCCAACCUCGCCGCAGAGAAAAUAACACGGAUGACAAAGAGCCCCGCGGGAAAGUGAGAGAAACAGACUGGCUGAACCAGAACGAAGCAGAGGACAAGAGGCAGAGCGGGAAACCGCGAGACAUCCAGGGGAGAGGGGUGAAGAGCAGCAGACACGGGGCCGUCUCUCUCCCUCGCAAGUCUCCAACCGAGAGGGAAAAGGCUCUGUCUCAGAGUCGGCGUAAGCAGUUGGGUGUCACACAGGCGAACAGCCGGGACAGGAGAGCAGACUGUGAUGGUAGGGUGGGCCACAGCGAGUGCACUGAGACCGUAGCUCCGCUUGGGGGCGCCGCGGCUGGACCCGGUGACAGGAUGCUGCCCACUCCGCGGACAGACGAGGCGGUGUGGGCGGCGGCGGCGUUGGGCUUCCUCCUGGUGCUACUGGCACUCUCCAUGCUGCACACCCGCCUUUACCGCCAGUGGCGCACAACGCCCAGCAUGUACUGGCAUGACCCCAAGCAGGACUACGACAGGGUGGCAGAUGUGAUCCACAGGAGGCUGAAGAUGCCAGGGAGGAGGAAGAGGAGGGUGUCCAAGAGCCGACGAAAGGAAUGUGUCCUCCUACCACCCAGCUCCAGCACAGAGGACGACGAGUAGAAACAGACAUCUGUUUAUUACACCCAUCUUGUCUUUAGCCCUGGGAGAAGGAAGGACAAUGGGACCUAAAAUCAGGCUACUCCCAUUUGCCUAAUAACACUGCUCUGUUGAAGAAACUGAGCAUUUUAUGGAUUUUUUUUUUAAGGAGACCUCCGAUUCAUCUUCUAUCGUUGGUAGUUAAGGAAUAUUUUAGUAUUUUAACUGUCAUACAACACUCCAUAGUAUAAAACCCCAUUCAAUCAGAUCUCAUUCACAACCACCACCAAUGAUACCAUUUUACUACGCGUUCAAUUGUUCUCGUAGGGGCCGAUUCAGACUUAGAAGUGCGCAGGAAAGGCAUACAUUUCCUAAGUAGUUGGUAUUCAGGCUUGCCAUAUGAAGGUUUGCAGCAAGAUUUGCGGGUGUGGCGCCAACAAUAAAUAUAAUUCAAACCAGGAAACACCCACUGGUUAGCUGACAGAAUUGACCAGGGAGUUUUUGUUCAAUACAUUUUCUGUUAAUUUCUCUAAAGUAAAUCCCUUUUAAAUAUGUAUUUGGACAGUGACGCUAACAAUUUUUAUUUUAGGUCAAAUGUUUCAUGAGGCAACCUUUUUAAUUUGAGGGUAUUUUCAUCUGUUUUACCUUUUGGAAAUGACUUCUCCAUUUUGAAGUAUUUGGACAAAUUCACUUUAAAGUAUUAAAGUAGUCAAAAGUUUUGUAUUUGAUCCCAUAAUCCUUUGCACUCAAUGACCACAUCAAGCCUGUGACCCUACAAGCCCUUAUUGUAGGAAGAGCAUAUGUUUCUGAACACUUCUACAUUAAUGUGGCUGCUACCAUGAUUAUCGAUAAUCAUGAAUGGAUCGUGAAUAAUGAUGAGUGAAUACUAACCUCUCCUGUUAUUGGAAAUGGUGAGAGGUUAGCAUGUUUUGUUGCAGCUUAUGUUACCUUCUCACUCAUCGUUAUUCACCAUUUGUCUUAAUCAUGGCAUUAUCAGGAUUCAUUUGGAAGUGUUCAGAAAGAAAUGGACUCCAGUCAUCCUUCAUUUCCCAUUGGGCAAAAUAUAAUCUGAAACAACAAAGAAACUAUCUGCAAAUAUAUCCAACAAAUUGUAGAGCCAGAAGCUUGAUGUAGUCACGGAGUUCAAGGAAUAUGUAGCCAAAUACUCAACUUUUGAUUAUGUAACUAAGUGAAUUCUUCAGCAGGGGGGAUGAAGUGCUUUCCUUUCUAAAUGUUUAAACAUAUGAAAAUACCCUCGAGCUGACAUUCUGUACUGUCACCUCAUGAAUCAUGUGAUCUAAAAUCCUAAAUGCUGGAGCCCAAUGACAAGGUUUAGCUUCACUGUCCAAAUAAAUCUGGACGGGAGCGUAGUUGCUGUUGUAAGCAACGGGCUGUCAGUUGCAGUAGUGGGUACGAGUCCAUCAAAUGCUGUUGUGUGAUAGUAACAAAUCGGGGGGGGGGGGGGUUAAAUCAUGUUUUGUGAGUUAUUUAAUAUAUGAUGGCUGCAGUGAAUCAGGACAUGGACAGAGAGGAUUUGUAUGUGGAUUAUUGCUCGUCUCCUACUACACAGCCAGUGUACUCCUAUGAAGCUAUUGGUUGGAAGCUAACCGUUUCAACCACAGAAUUAGAGAGAUUCUGUUUCUAUGCUUUGAACAACCACAGGAUAUGAAUUCCCCGUUCCCUCGCAAUUGUGCGAGAAAACGAUUGAACAUGAUGUUGCUAUGCAUGAUAAUGAAAACACUUGGGAGCAGCGAUACCCUGUGAGGGCUUUUUAUUUGUUUUUAACUACUGUGUGAUGUUUACUAGUAACCCUGUACCAGAUGUAGAUGUGUAUACUCUUAUUUACAAUACUAAUGUAUACAUAGAAUAAUGAUCUUCAGUCAUAUCCUACUAAGUAAUGGAAUUACAACAGUGAAAACAAAAAUCACCAUAGAUGCGGUUACCAUAAUGGAGCAGCUGUAGCCAUAUACAGUGUACAAAACAUUAGGAAAACCUUCCAAAUACUGAGUUGCACACCUUUUUGCUCUCAGAACUGCCUCUGUAAAGUCCAUGCCCUGAAGCAAAGGUGUCGAAAGCGUUCCCACCGGGAUGCUGGCCCAAUGCUUCCCACAGUUGCCAAGUUGUCCUUUGGGUGGUGGACCAUUCUUAAUACACAUGGGAAACUGUUGAGCGUGAAAAACCCAGCAGCGUUGCAGUUCUUGACACAAACCGUUGCAACGUGCACCUACCACCAUACCCCGUUCAAAGGCACACAAACACAAUCCAUGUCGCAAUUGUCUCAAGGCUUAAAAAUCCUUCUUUAACCCGUCUCUUCCUCUUCAUCUACACUGAUUGAAGUGGAUUUAACUAAGUGACAUCAAUUAGGGAUCAUGGUCUUCACCUGGGCAGUCUGUCAUGGAAAGAGCAGGUGUUUCUUAAUGUUUUGUAGACUCAGUGUAUCUGUCAAUAGAAACUUUAGGGCUCCCUUAUGCCCUGGUCAAAAAUAGUGCACUGGCCUCCUGCUUGGCGCAGCGGUCUAAGGCACUUUGAACGGCGUUUCCUCCGACACAUUGCUGCAGCUGGCUUCCGGGUUAAGCAAGGCCGGGUGUUAAGAAGCAGGGCUUGACAGGUCGCAUGAAAUCGACCUUCGCCUCUCCCGAGCCCGUUAGGGAGUUGCAACGAUGAGACAAGAUCGUAAUCAUAAAAAAUAAAAAAGGUGCACCACAUAGGGAAUAGUGUGUCAUUGUGGACGUAACCAUUGAAAAUGGUAAAUGUCUCUCCCUAAUAGGCUUCAGCAUGUCCAACAUCACGUCCUCGAGACCGUUAGUGUGUACGCGUACCAAGUAGUGCACUACUUUUUAGUGUGGCCCAUAUAACCUCUGCUGGAAAGAUUCUUCAUGUAAACCGAGAGAAUCUGUCAGGACUGAAUGCGGAGGAUAAUGAGCAGCAGUGGUUCUGGCGCUGGUCAUUUGUACAAAUCCUGAUUUCUCAGGUGUUCGCAUCUUUCAUAUUUUGGUAUGUGGGGGGGGACAUUUGGCCUUUAACAUGCGAAGAGAGAGGGUUCUGCUCCCCUCUCUAGCAUCUCUUAACACGUAUGGGCCCAGCAUUUAAUCGAGCAGCUGACAAAUGUGACACUUUAGUUCAGGGUUUACCGAGAUCAUGGCCCAUAGGGUUCUGGUCAAAAGUACUGCAUUGGAAAGGGAAUAGGGUGCCAUUUGGGACACAUAUGCCAUUACUAUGUAAUGAGCUGUGAUUUAAAUGUUAAAGACUUCAGACAUAAAAGCUAACAACCUGUGAAAUCAUUCACACCAAGAGGACAGUUAAAGUGUGACUACAUGAACCAGAGAGAGAAAGUGAGAGAGAUUGUAGUUUGUACAGCUUACCCAGAGACGCUCCUAUGAUAUGGCCUUUGGCUUACCUCCUGAUGAAUGUUUCAAGCAUCUCAAGCUAAACAAAAAAUACAUACAUUUUAAGGCAAUUUGUUUUAGUUUUUUUUAUUUUAUUAGAAAUGUACAGCUUAUGAGUUUCCAUUACAAUUGACCUUUUUUCAAUGUUCUACUUUUUACAGUUUUUACUUCUGUUAAAAUAUAUUCUCCCA